AUGGUGUCUAACAGCAGUGUGGCUGUGGAGCUGCAGUCAGAGCUGGAGCGAAUCAUGGUCUCUGUUUUCACUGGUGUGCCGUGUGUUGUGCUGCUAACCAUUAAUGCCAUCAUUCUGUUCACCCUGAGGAGUAACCAAGCGUUUCGGGAGACGUCCCGCUAUGUUCUUCUGACUAACCUUCUUGUUGCAGACUCGCUCUACUUGUUGAUCAGUCAGGUUCUGUACAUCUUAGCUAACAGCAGAGUUGUCUUGUCAUAUCCUGUGUGUGGCACAUUAAUCCUCUAUGCCAUGCUGACAGAAAGCGUCUUUCCUCUCACGCUGGCUGUGAUGUCUAUAGAGAGAUAUGUGGCUGUGUGUUUUCCUCUCAGACACUCCUCCAUCGUCACCAUGAGAUCCACAGCAGCAGCCAUCGCUCUAGUGUGGGCUUUCUCUUGUGUCAAUGUUCUGAUCCGUGUUGCGCUGAUGUGUCAGUUUCCAUUUGAAGAACUGGACAGUCUGGACAUGAAUGCAAUAUGUGACAUAUUUGUCGUUGUCUUGACUCCAGUGGCUGCUGAAUAUGAUCAAGUCUACAAUAUUUUUGUGUUAUCUUCUGCAGGUAUAAUAAUAAUUUUCAGUUUUAUUGCAGUGGUGAUCACAGCCAGGACAGCAUCAUCUGACAGAAAUUCUGCCCGGAAGGCUCAGAGAACUCUACUGCUGCACAUGAUCCAGCUGGUGCUCGGUCUGUCCCCCAGAAUAUCCCUUCCUGUGUCCGUAGUUCUUUUUCAAGUGAUGAGCUGGAUCAAUUACGUACGUCUCAUGAAUGUCACAUAUGUGUUGAUUAUGCUUCUACCCAGAGGUUUGAGUCCUCUCAUCUAUGGCCUCAGGGAUCAGGCCAUCAGACCCAUCCUCCUGUCGAAUCUCUGCUGUGGACUCACACUGAGUGUAAAGAAUCAGAUCUCACCAUAG
Molecule: messenger RNA, 945 nt
Organism: Synchiropus splendidus (mandarinfish)
Lineage: Eukaryota; Metazoa; Chordata; Actinopteri; Syngnathiformes; Callionymidae
Product: odorant receptor 131-2-like
Exons: 1
Coding region: 1-945 (314 amino acids)
Biological process (GO): G protein-coupled receptor signaling pathway
Cellular component (GO): membrane
Molecular function (GO): G protein-coupled receptor activity
Source: RefSeq, a predicted model, not a curated record